CAGCAUUUCUCAGCGUCGUCGCAUCCUGCCUCUUUCUGCCCUGGAUGACCACAGGACAGAAAGCCUUGACAUCAACCCUGGGCCUUGAAGGAAGCCACGGAGGCUGCCAUAUGAUCCCUCUAAGUAGCUCUGAACAAAAUGUAGGUCUCAUCGCCUGUCUGCUUCAGAGCACCUGAGGUAACGGAAGCUUGGAGCCCUCAGGCAUUGCUGCUUGCUCCUGGCGGACAGAGCUGCGUCCGGCCAAGCCCCGCGCAGGUGGCCCUCACCGGGGCGCAUCGAGGAGGCCUGGGGAGCUGUCGGUAAACAACGGGCUGCUUGGAGGCGUGCAAGCCAAGCCGCAGUGCUGUUUGGAUUUGUUUUUAGAUUUCUCAGUAGCAAUGGAGAUGGAGAUUACCGACGAACAGCUCCAGCUGGAGGCCUCAACUCCCACCGAUUUAUCUGACUUCUGCCCAGACUCUGAAAUGCCAACUAUGUCAAGGCCUGCACUUGAUGUCAAGGGUGGUGCCAACUCUGUGAAGGAGAAUGGCGACCAGGAGAUGACCUCUCUGGACUACUCCAACCUCGGGGUGAAGGAACACAAAGCAGUGGCCAUCCUGCACUACCCUGCGGUCAACUCAAAUGGAGCCAAAGCCAAUGGAGCUCCUGCGAGCUCCUCUGGAUCAGCAUCUCCAGGAGGCUCUCCUACUGCCAGCCCUUCUACCAAGCCCCCACCCUUCAACCUGCUCCCUGCCCCUCAUCUGCUGGCCAGUAUGCAGCUGCAGAAGCUUAAUAGCCAGUAUCAUGGGGCCGCUGCCGCUGCGGCAGCAGCUGCUGCUGCCACUCCAGACCAACCAGGGGAGGCAGGGCCCCUGCCAAACUGGGGCUUCGGGGUGGAAGAGGUGGAAGGGGUGGAAGGUUUGGAAGGGGCAGAAGGGGGAGAAUCAGCCACUCCUUCUGGUUCCCAGAGCCCUACUAUCAUUGAUUCUGACCCAGUGGAUGAGGAAGUGCUGAUGUCUCUGGUGGUAGAGCUGGGGCUAGACCGAGCCAAUGAGCUUCCUGAGCUAUGGCUGGGGUAGAAUGAGUUUGAUUUCACUGCAGAUUUUCCCUCUGGCUGCCGAUUCCAAGUGUCCCUAAAAAUUGAGGAACAAAGCCACCAAUUCAGUUGUAAAUAAAAGUUACUUGC
Microtus oregoni (creeping vole) is the source of this 1162-nucleotide messenger RNA. RefSeq names its product cbp/p300-interacting transactivator 1-like. Lineage: Eukaryota; Metazoa; Chordata; Mammalia; Rodentia; Cricetidae. Gene Ontology annotation, biological process: regulation of DNA-templated transcription; melanocyte differentiation. Gene Ontology annotation, cellular component: nucleus. Bases 378 to 1055 code for a protein of 225 amino acids. The transcript is spliced from 3 exons. The record is from RefSeq and is a predicted model, not a curated record.